Molecule: messenger RNA, 2072 nt
Organism: Ipomoea nil (Japanese morning glory)
Lineage: Eukaryota; Viridiplantae; Streptophyta; Magnoliopsida; Solanales; Convolvulaceae
Product: coatomer subunit delta-like
Exons: 12
Coding region: 198-1799 (533 amino acids)
Biological process (GO): endoplasmic reticulum to Golgi vesicle-mediated transport; Golgi localization; retrograde vesicle-mediated transport, Golgi to endoplasmic reticulum
Cellular component (GO): cytosol; COPI vesicle coat
Source: RefSeq, a predicted model, not a curated record
UCUUAGUCUUCAAGUUCUAAAUAAAAUGGCUUUACAGAGCUUCAGCCAGCGCUCAUUUCCACCGGCACCGCGCCAAUACUGCGAACUGAAUCAACUGAUCCGAUUGUAGCUUCUCUCUGAUCACCGCCGUCAGCUGCUCAUUCAGGCCUGCCGGAUAUCCGAUUUUGCAAAGCGAUCGUGCCGUUUUAAGUAUCAAGAUGGUUGUUUUGGCUGCUUCCAUUAUAACUAAAUCUGGGAAAGCACUUGUUUCGAGGCAAUUUGUGGAUAUGUCUCGAAUAAGAAUUGAGGGGUAUCUUGCAGCUUUUCCCAAAUUGGUUGGAAUAGGGAAACAACACACAUAUGUUGAGACUGAAAAUGUCCGAUAUGUGUAUCACCCAAUAGAGUCUCUGUAUUUGCUCCUAGUGACCAAUAAACAGAGCAACAUUCUUGAAGAUCUAGAGACACUGAGGCUGCUGUCUAAAGUUGUCCCUGAAUAUUCUUAUUCCCUAGAUGAGGAGGGCAUUUGCAAAACAGCUUUUGAGCUCCUUUUUGCAUUUGAUGAAGUCAUAUCUCUGGGCCAUAAGGAGAAUAUUAAUGUUGUACAAGUCAAGCAGUACUGUGAAAUGGAGAGUCAUGAAGAGAAGCUGCACAAAUUGGUCUUGCAGAGCAAGAUUAAUGAGACUAAGGAUGUCAUGAAGCGCAAAGCUAGUGAGAUUGACAAAAGCAAGAUUGAGAAGAAUAGAGGUGAUAAGGGGGGCUUUAUGUCCCUGCAGUCACUGGGUUCUUCUGGAAGACUUGAAACUGGCUUUGGCAAUGAUACAAACCUAUCAAGCACCGGAAGUGGUUUUGGAAAUGCUACUACUGGCUUUGGGGGGUUAAGCACUGAUGUUGAAUCUUUCUCCACCAAGUCCAAGGGUCAUCCGCCUUCAUCUGCUUCAGCUCCACCAAAAGGUCUUGGUAUGAAGCUGGGUAAGACACAAAGGGCCAACCAAUUUUUGGAAUCCCUGAAAGCUGAAGGUGAAAUGAUUGUAGAGGACGUCAGACCAAGUGUAGUAGGUCAGUCCAAGCCCGCUGCUGCACCCUUAACUGAUCCUGUGACAUUGACUGUGGAAGAAAAGCUUAAUGUAACACUAAAACGUGAUGGAGGUGUCAGCAACUUUGAUGUGCAAGGUACAUUGUCUCUCCAAAUUUUGAGCCAAGACGAUGGAUUUAUCCAAGUUCAGAUUGAGACCAGUGCUAAUCCAGCAGUGCUCUUCAAAACACAUCCUAACAUCAACAAGGAGUUGUUUGCAAAUGAAAAUAUUCUAGGCCUCAAAGAUCCAAAUAGGCCAUUUCCCACUGGUCAAUCUGGUGAUGGUGUUGGUCUCUUGAAGUGGAGAAUGCAAAGCACUGAUGAGUCAAUUUUGCCAUUGACACUUAACUGCUGGCCCUCUGCUUCUGGAAAAGAAACCUAUGUCAAUAUUGAGUAUGAAACUCCAGCAAACAUGCAACUACAGAAUGUUAUAAUUUCUGUGCCUCUUCCAGCACUUAGAGAUGCUCCAAAUGUACAGCAGAUAGACGGGGAGUGGAGGUUUGACUCCAGGAAUUGUGUCCUGGAAUGGUCUAUAGUUCUCAUUGAUAACUCAAAUCGCAGUGGUUCUCUAGAAUUUGUUGUUCCUGCAGCAGACCCAUCACAGUUUUUCCCAAUAAGUGCACGCUUUACUUCUUCAAGAACUUUUAGCGACUUGAAGGUUGUCAAUAUUCUUCCGCUGAGAGGUGGGGCGACACCAAAAUUUGCGCAAAGAACUCUGCUUGCCGCAGAUAAUUAUCAAGUGGUGUGAUUACAAAGAGUUUAUGCAGUGAUUUAGAAUCCAAAAUUCUGCUUUAUAUAUAUAUUUCUUCUCCUCCCUUGGGAUUUUGAGACUAGGCAUUCUUUUACUCUCAAUAGUUACAGGUGGAUAUUCUUAGUUACCUAAGAGGUUACUAUACCUAAAUUUAUAUGUUCUUCAACAUUUUGGAGAUGUCUUCUCUACCAUUUGUUUUUGUAUCAAAACAGGAACAAAUUUGGGUUGUCAGUAUAUAUAGAUUUAGAAAUUGCUUUCAUUUGAUUGAAA